Molecule: messenger RNA, 1616 nt
Organism: Betta splendens (Siamese fighting fish)
Lineage: Eukaryota; Metazoa; Chordata; Actinopteri; Anabantiformes; Osphronemidae
Gene: gstt1a
Product: glutathione S-transferase theta 1a
Exons: 6
Coding region: 833-1555 (240 amino acids)
Biological process (GO): glutathione metabolic process
Cellular component (GO): cytoplasm
Molecular function (GO): glutathione transferase activity
Source: RefSeq, a predicted model, not a curated record
UUGCGGCAACUGAUACAGCUUUACUGAUGCAGUGAAGGUCUGUGUAAUGUGCCGGUUGUCGCCCUCUAGCGGACCUUUAUACAAACUGCAGCUGUCUCCUUGCGACGUUCAUUACAAAUGUCUAAGUUGAACACCUCCAGUGAUGGAUCCUUGGGAUCUGGUUGGAUCUGCUGAGCCCACAGGUUUCCCCCUGAACCGGACUGGUUUUCACCGACUCAUCCUUUCACCUUUGUGACGAAGUUGGGUCCACAGCUCUAUUUGUUCGUUCACACCCCACUGAUGAGACCGGUCUUAAAGCAUCUGUCAAGUCCAAAGUCCCUCGUCUGUUUGGACUUUGUGUCCGGUGGCGCCACCUUUGGGCAGAUGUUCUGUUCGGAUCUGAUCCGUCCCAGUUUUUCGUUGCUUGUGCUCAGUCCGCCUUUCGUUUCCCCUUUCUCUCUCCCUCACCUUAGUUACACCUGCUAAAACAGGGAGACAGAUGGUUUUAUGAAUGAACACUACCUUCAAAAAGGGUCCAAUUAGCUUCUGUCUGUUAAUCCACUUUAAAGGUUCUAGUAAUGAGUAGUUCAUAGUGUGAGGGGCCGACGUAGAACCCUGUAAUACGAUGAAGACAGCGGCUGAGCCGACCUCGUUAGCGACGGCUCAGCCUGUGUUUACUAAACGUCCUGGACAAAGGUGAGAGUGUCACACUUUGAAGUGUCUGCAGCGUUUAGCGCAGAAGGAGCCUGACGCCAGCAGAGGCGGAGCCGGGCUCGGGCCCGGCCCAACAGGCGCUGCAGGAGGCGCCGGGGCCACAGACGGGACAGCGCUCGGACCUUCAGGUUCUGGCGGCAUGGAGCUCUAUCUGGACCUGCUCUCCCAGCCCUGCAGGGCCGUCUUCCUCUUCGCCAGAGCGGCUCGGAUUCCCUUCCACCUAAAGCCCGUGGACCUGGCUGAAGGACAUCAGUACAGCGAGGAGUUUGGCAAAGUCAGCGUGAUCAGGAAGGUUCCUGUGAUGAAGGACGGGAGCUUCGUUCUGACUGAGAGCGUGGCCAUCCUGAAGUACAUGGCUCAGAAACACUCGGUGGCCGAGCACUGGCUUCCAGCCGAGCUGCAGCGCAGAGCGCGGGUUAAUGAGUACCUGGCCUGGCAGCACAUGAAUGUGAGGGCCCACGGGUCAAAGGUCUUCCUGUUCAGGAGUGCGUUUCCCAUCAUCAUGGGCUUCGAGGCCCCGAAGGAGAAGAUGGAUGCAGCUCUGGAGGACCUGAAGCAGUCGCUUGACCUGCUGGAGGAGAAGUUCCUGGAGAAUAAACCUUUCAUCGCUGGCGACAACAUCUCCUUGGCCGAUCUGGUGGCAGUAGUGGAGAUCAUGCAGCCGGUCGGAACCGGCCUGGAUGUGUUUGCAGGUCGGCCCAAGCUGUCGGCCUGGAGGGAGCGGGUGAAGACGGCGCUCGGCGAGAAGCUGUUCGACGAAGCCCAUGAGGGCAUCAUGAACGUGAGCGUCCUGGCGCAGAAGAUGCAGGACAACAGCAAGUUCGAGAUGCUCAGACCCAAGUUCCAGAAGCUUUUCAGCUGAGGGACACGCGUGUGCGUCUGCUGGUUGAAACAAGCUGAAUAAAGAACUAGCGUCUAACGAG